This is a messenger RNA of Rhea pennata, 4546 nucleotides long. It is a transcript of the gene NR5A2, whose product is annotated as nuclear receptor subfamily 5 group A member 2. Gene Ontology annotation, cellular component: RNA polymerase II transcription regulator complex. The coding region runs from base 246 to 1751 and encodes 501 amino acids. The transcript is spliced from 7 exons. Gene Ontology annotation, biological process: regulation of transcription by RNA polymerase II; tissue development; hormone-mediated signaling pathway. Gene Ontology annotation, molecular function: zinc ion binding; RNA polymerase II cis-regulatory region sequence-specific DNA binding; nuclear receptor activity. The record is from RefSeq and is a predicted model, not a curated record. NCBI's taxonomy places the organism in Eukaryota, Metazoa, Chordata, Aves, Rheiformes, Rheidae.
CCGGCCACCGCUCCGCGGCUUCCCCAGCCGCGGGCACCCGGCGGCGUUUCCCGGCGGCCGGGGGCGCCCGGUGCUCCCGCUGCAGCAGGGCACGGGCUGGCUUGGAGAGUCAGGGAAGAGGAGGAGGAGGAAGAGGCAGCGGCCGCCGAGUGUCCCUUGCUCCAGCUAAAUUUGUGCUGCCGUGUCCAGGUGCUGGUGUCGCAGACGGACACGGAGCCCCCAGCCCGGCCCGCAGCCGCCUUGUCAUGCUGCCCAAAGUGGAGACGGAAGCCCUGGGACUGGCCCGGUCGAAUGGGGAACAGGGGCAGAUGCCGGAAAACAUGCAAGUGUCUCAGUUUAAAAUGGUGAAUUACUCUUAUGAUGAAGACCUUGAGGAACUGUGUCCAGUUUGUGGAGACAAAGUGUCUGGGUACCAUUAUGGACUUCUCACCUGUGAAAGCUGCAAGGGAUUCUUUAAGCGAACAGUCCAGAAUAACAAAAGGUACACAUGUAUAGAAAAUCAGAAUUGCCAGAUUGACAAAACACAGAGAAAAAGAUGUCCUUACUGUCGAUUUCAAAAAUGUCUAAGUGUUGGAAUGAAAUUAGAAGCUGUGCGAGCUGACCGAAUGCGUGGGGGUCGAAACAAGUUUGGACCAAUGUACAAGAGAGACCGGGCAUUGAAGCAGCAGAAGAAAGCCCUUAUCCGAGCAAAUGGACUUAAACUAGAAGCCAUGACUCAGGUGAUCCAAGCAAUGCCCACUGACCUGACAAUAUCCUCUGCAAUUCAGAACAUCCAUUCUGCCUCCAAAGGCCUACCUCUGAACCAUACUGCCUUGCCUCCUACAGACUAUGACAGAAGUCCAUUUGUAACCUCUCCAAUUAGCAUGACAAUGCCACCCCACGGCAGCUUGCAAGGUUACCAAACCUAUGGCCACUUUCCAAGCCGUGCUAUCAAAUCCGAGUACCCUGACCCUUACACUAGCUCGCCAGAGUCGAUAAUGGGCUACUCAUACAUGGAUAGUUAUCAAACAAGCUCACCAGCAAGUAUUCCACAUCUGAUAUUGGAACUCUUGAAAUGUGAGCCUGAUGAGCCACAAGUCCAAGCUAAGAUCAUGGCCUACCUGCAGCAAGAGCAAGCCAACAGAAGCAAGCACGAGAAGCUGAACACAUUUGGGCUUAUGUGCAAAAUGGCUGACCAAACCCUCUUCUCCAUUGUUGAGUGGGCUAGGAGUAGCAUCUUUUUUAGAGAACUUAAGGUUGAUGACCAAAUGAAGUUGCUUCAGAACUGCUGGAGCGAACUCUUAAUUCUAGAUCACAUUUACCGGCAAGUGGUACAUGGAAAAGAAGGCUCUAUCCUUCUGGUUACCGGGCAACAAGUGGAUUAUUCAGUAAUAGCAUCUCAAGCUGGAGCCACCCUCAACAAUCUUAUGAGCCAUGCACAAGAACUAGUAGCAAAGCUUCGUUCCCUGCAGUUCGAUCUGCGAGAAUUUGUAUGUCUCAAAUUCUUGGUGCUGUUUAGUUUAGAUGUCAAAAAUCUUGAGAACUUCCAGCUUGUGGAAGGUGUUCAGGAACAAGUGAACGCUGCUCUGCUGGACUACACAAUGUGUAAUUACCCCCAGCAAACAGACAAAUUUGGGCAGCUUCUCCUGCGACUACCAGAAAUCCGGGCCAUCAGUAUGCAGGCUGAAGAAUACCUCUACUACAAACACCUGAACGGGGAUGUUCCGUGUAAUAACCUUCUCAUUGAGAUGCUGCAUGCGAAGAGAGCAUAAAUUAUACCCAUUAGAGCUUCUGCUUUCAAGGAAAAAAAAUAUACUCUGAACUGCUCCGAGCAACACUAAUUAAAAUGUGGUUUUAAGACUUUGCAAAAUGGUAUAAUAAUCAAAUACUAAUAGUAAAUAAGUGAUGUAUCAGGGUAUUUGUAUUGCAAACUGUGAAUCAUAUGCUACACAUCCCCAAAGGAAUCUAUAUAGGACUUUAUACCGGCGUGAAGUGAACUUACCGAGUGGAUACUAUCACCAAUGUCGACGUGAAAAAGGACAGAAUGAAUAUUGUAUAUUUAACUCUGCUGAUUGUCAAUAUGAAGAAAUUUAGGAAAAAACUGAUCCGUAUUAUUGAGCUAAGAUAGUGGGGAAUUUGAGUGCACUAAAUUCCUUCGUUGUACAGCAGGACUUCUAAAACAGUUCCAGGAGAUGCAAAUCUGCAUCUCCAGCAUCCUCUGCCAUCCUCCCAAGGACCCAACGCUUACUUCUUUGGUGAAAAACGAUGUGGCAGCCGGUCAACUGUCUGUAAGAGAGCUGGAGCAGGCCACACGCUAUCUAGUAUCGCCACCAACCCGGACGAGGCUGGGUUUGAAUGUCUGUCUCUCAGGCCUGCGAAUAGGUAAUAUGAAGAGUCUGUUAACAAGCUAGCUUGGCAUUCUUACUAUGUUCGGAAGUUUGUUUUGUCACGUGUUCAUGUUGUUCCGUCAGGCAGCAUCCCUCUUCUGCUACUAAGUAUGGAAGAUAAGUACUGCAAAAAAAAAAAAUCGUCAAUUCAACCGUAUGCUCAGCAAGUGCAGUGGCUAAAAUACAGCCCUGGUAUAUCUUCAUGGCUGUCUCCAAGAAAUAAAAAAUAAAAUAAAAUAAAAUAACAUGCUUUAGCCGUCAGAAAGCUUCUGUCACAAAAAAAAAAAAAAAAAAAAAAAAAUCUUUUCUAGAGGUACAAAUUCCAAUAUCAAAAAAAAAAAUAGUUUAGCUAUGCAAGAAGAGACAAAUCAAUUGUAUGAGCUGAUGAUAGAGGCAGCUUAUUAAGAUCUUUAAAUUGCCAAUAAUGAAGAAAAUAAAUGCCCAUUCAAAAGUCCAAUGUAUAAAGAAACAUUCUUUUUUAAGUUAGGCAAUACAGAUCUUUUACACAAAAAAGAAGAGUGAUACUGCCAUGACUAUAUAGGCCAAAGUCUGCUGCAGAACAAAUAUUGGAGAAGAACAAACAAUUCUCUCUCUGUCCAAAUGAAGAUAUCAGUAUUAUAACAUGUAGUGCCACAGUUCUAAAAGUCUUGCCUUAUUUCAUUAUCUUAAAGGUAACUGUGUAGGUGUGGAUCAACAUACAUUUAAAAUAAAGUAUUAAUCUCUAACAAUAAAGAAAACACAGUGUUUACAUUCUUUAGGUCCUGUGGGGAAAAACUGUGAUAAAAUUGCAAAGCAGUGAUUUCCUUAAUAUUGCUUUCAAAUUGGUAAUUAUUUUACCAGUCCUUAAUUACUGUAUGUCGUGAGACACUAAAAUCAAAUGGGGGAUUUCAGUUUGACUUUAAUUUUUGAGAUUAUCGGCUGCACAAUCACUUGUAGAAACUGUAUAAAAUCCUAAUCCUUUAAUUUUUUUCAUGAAGAUUGCUGGCUUUUGAAUAGUUUAUUUAUAUUGUAUAUGAUAGUUUCCACUGUAGACAAUUAUGAUGCUAAUUUAUUGUUCUUUGGUUUCAUCUUUAUAUAAGAUAUAGCCAGAAUGAAGAAGCCAAAUAUAUGUGUUUACUGUAGCAUGUCUUCAAGUUAGUGGAACAUAGUUCAGGGACACACAAGGGUCUUUACCAUUGAAAUCAUUCGCUUGAUUAAAUGUCUGUAAAUCUUUAUAAUCCUAAAUGUAGUUUAUUUAAAUCUAUUGUAAAUUAUGUGAGUUGUAGCUUUUUCUGUUUCAUGUGAAUUUGCAAAAGCGCAUUCUCUUCAUUUUUUUCCCAACCAUUCAUACAUCGUAUACCAAAGACAUGAGUUACUAGCGUCUGCAUUAGUACAAAACACGUUAUUUUAAUCGCCGGUAUUAAUCAGCUCCGAUAUUCCACCCAGGCGCAGGGUACCCACGCAGCAGAGCCCGGUGCUCACACCGCAGAGGGCCCUCGCGGUCCUCCUGGCCCACUGCAGCCUGCACACCGGCCUCCAAACACCGCGGUCAUUCUUUCCUUUUCUAGAAGGAAAAAAAAAAUGUAUUUCCAGGGUUCAUGUUCUGCAUUUCCUCUUAUUUCUAUUGAAAUGCUACAGUGAAGCUCACUGAAUAUCACAGAAUAAAAGCUAAGUAAAACACCUUGCUAACUGAAUUCACAGCACCGUUAUCUAUAUACAGGACAGAAGUAAAAUAAGGAUGUAAAAGAAACACAAAAUUUUCCAUGCAGCUCAAUGGAAACAGUUUCAGAUAAACUAACACACAUUUGCCCAUAUCCGGGGUUCCAAGAAUUCCACCAGAUUGCCCAAAGUUUGCGGGGGGGGAGGGGGAAAAAAAAAACUCAUGUUAAUUGUUAACUACUUUGUAACCAGACAUUGACUUACGGCUGCCUUAUUGAUUGCAGGACGUAUUAGUAAAAGCAGACUAAAACACAAAGGUUUUGGCUUUGGCUGGUUUAUUAUAGAUGUUCCAUGUUUGUAAACAGACACUCUGUAAUGUCUGACUAUUUGUAUUCCAGAUGUUCUGCAGCUGCCUUGGAUUUAAAUCCAUGCGACUUUUAGAGUGUGCAGUGAGUUGCUUGGUGACGUUGAAGUUCUCUUACUGUAUCGGUGAAAUACAUAUUGUCAUGUCAGUUCUUGCCAGGAGUUUCUCAUCACCAAUG